GUUGAUGUCACCUGCCUCCAGAAGCAAAUAUAAAGCAAGAUGGCCCGGCUGUUCGCCGCCCUGCCUGCUUCACUUCAUGACCAAUGCAUUCACUCUGAAAGCGAUCCCUUGCUAUCCUCUGUCCCCGAGCUCGUGGCAAGCCAAGAAGAAUGUCAGAGAUCAAAGACGUCUCAAGCGGCGCCAAGGCGGACCUUCAGACUGUCGUCAAAGCUGGUUCCCAUGAUGGAGAUACCUUUGCCGCGGCCGAAACCCAGAAAAAGCGUGGCACCCUUUCGGACCUGAUCACAAUCAUCGCCAGUGGUUUUGCCCUGAUCAGCGAUGGAUACCAGAACAACUUGAUGACCAUGGUCAACGUGCUCCUUUCAGCUCAAUACAAGGAGCAGUACACCUCGGCGGUCAAGACUCGGGUUUCCAACGCUCUGCUGGUUGGAGAGAUCAUUGGACAGAUUGUUAUCGGACUUACCUGCGACUACUGGGGUAGGAAGACCAGUCUUGUCUGGACCACAGCAAUGAUUGUGGUCGGAGGCAUCCUGGCCACCGCUUCUAAUGGCUACACAAUCGACGGCAUGUUUUGGAUGCUGACUGUAAGUCGUGGAAUAAUUGGUUUCGGCACCGGGGGCGAGUAUCCCGCCUCAUCGACUUCAGCAUCCGAGGCGGCCAACGACAUGACUCCUAAACAACGUUGGCCGGUUUUCAUCAUGGUGACCAACUUCCCGCUCUCCUUUGGGGGCCCGUUCGCUGUGGCGGUCUUCUUGAUUGUCCUCUCCGCCUGCCACCAGUCACACUACAGCACAGUCUGGCGCGUCUGCUUUGGUAUUGGCUGUAUCUGGCCGCUCUCCGUCUUCUAUUUCCGCUUCCGCAUGAUGAACUCAGCCCUAUACCGCCGCGGCGCGAUCAAGAAACGCGUGCCCUACACACUCGUGGUUAGAUACUACUGGAAAACGUUGAUAGGAACUUGUGGUGCCUGGUUCCUCUACGACUUUGUCACCUUCCCUAACGGCGUCUUCUCCGGUACCAUCAUCUCCUCCGUCAUCAAAGACAACUCCAUCAUGAAGACCGGCGAAUGGCAGCUCUUGCUCGGCGCGAUCGCCCUUCCGGGCGUGUUUCUCGGUGCCCUGAUGUGUAAUCGUCUCGGACCCAAGAAGCUCAUGAUGAUUGGAUUCACCGGCUACCUGGUUUUCGGACUCAUCAUCGGCUGCGCAUACGAUAAGAUCACCAAGAUCAUUCCGCUGUUCGUAAUCUUCUACGGUCUGAUGCAGAGUUUGGCCUCAGCUGGACCGGGCAAUUCUUUGGGGCUUGUGAGCUCAGAGUUAUAUGCGACGGGCGUCCGGGGUACCUGUUAUGGGAUCUCGGCUGCAUUUGGCAAGGCCGGUGGUGCGAUUGGGACCCAGGUGUUCACGCCGAUCCAGGACCAUCUCGGCAAGAAGUGGACGUUCAUCAUCGCGGCGAUCUGUGGCGUGGCCGGUGUCCUGGUCACUUACUUCUUUGUGGAUGAUGUCUCCGGCGAUGACCUGCGGGUGCGCGACGAGAAGUUCCGCGCGUAUCUGGUUGCGCACGGGUGGGACGGCGAUAUGGGCGAGGAUGAUCUGAAGGCGACCGCCGAUGAGGGUAUUCCUUCUGCUAUAUAUGAUGAGAACCAGACGGCGGUCAAGACGACGAAUCACUGA
Aspergillus homomorphus CBS 101889 is the source of this 1667-nucleotide messenger RNA. RefSeq names its product metabolite transport protein. The record is from RefSeq and is a predicted model, not a curated record. Gene Ontology annotation, molecular function: carboxylic acid transmembrane transporter activity. Gene Ontology annotation, biological process: transmembrane transport; carboxylic acid transport. The transcript is spliced from 6 exons. Gene Ontology annotation, cellular component: plasma membrane. The coding region runs from base 150 to 1667 and encodes 505 amino acids. Lineage: Eukaryota; Fungi; Ascomycota; Eurotiomycetes; Eurotiales; Aspergillaceae.